UGUCAACCCACUGUUUCCUCUCUCUUACCUUCCCUCCUUUUUUUCUUAUAAAAUCACAUACACAUACUAUUCACCAUCUCACAACUUGAAUUCAGAAUUUUCUCUUGAUAUCUUCAAUUGUUGCAUACACCUGCUAACAUGCCUGAAAGCAAGAAAAUUGUUAUUAAAGUGGAUGUGCAUGACAAUAAAUGUAAAAGGAAGGCUUUAAAGGCAGUUUCUAGUCUUGAAGGGAUCGAAUCCUUAGCAAUGGACAUGAAAGACAGGAAACUAACAGUUAUCGGUGAGGUUGAUCCAGUAUGUAUUGUUGGUAAACUUAAAAAAUGGCACCCGGAGAUACUCACUGUGGGACCGCCGAAAGAUGAUAAGAAGAAGGAUGAUGAAAAGAAGAAGAAGGAAGAAGAAGAAGCUAUAAAAAUAUGGCAGGAAUAUAUCAGACUUUAUGGCUAUCCUUCCGGACCUUGCAUGCCACCACAAUACUGUGUUCGCGGUGUGGAUGAAUAUCCAAGUGGUUGUGUUAUUUGCUGAAUCUGCAAGAAAAGAUCCAUUGGAUAUAUGUAUAUGGGUUUGGGUUUAGAUUGGUGAUCAUUUCCAUAUUUCGUUAUGAAGGGUUUGUGUAUAGACAAACACAUAUUAUUCAAAGAAUAACAUUUGGAAAGUCAAGUGCAUUCUAUUUGUA
Messenger RNA from Helianthus annuus (common sunflower), 676 nucleotides. Its product is annotated as heavy metal-associated isoprenylated plant protein 39. The transcript has 3 exons. Bases 139 to 525 code for a protein of 128 amino acids. NCBI's taxonomy places the organism in Eukaryota, Viridiplantae, Streptophyta, Magnoliopsida, Asterales, Asteraceae. The record is from RefSeq and is a predicted model, not a curated record. Gene Ontology annotation, molecular function: metal ion binding.